UUGGACAAAGUCCAAAUCCACGGCAGUUCCUCCUUCCAUUGAUAGUUUCUACUCAACCACUUAAAAAUGUAUCCUACUAAAUUACCUUAAUAAAUCUAGCUGCUCUUACCUAAUUGUUUCUCAUCUCAAUUCUUCUUCAAGCGUUUCAUUGUUUUGAUCAAAACCCCAUUUCCAUUUUCCAACCAUCGAAUCUAUAGAAUUUCUACCUCAACUUGCAGAAUGAGAAGCAAAGGACAUAGCCAUAACAAGUUUGUGCGGUUCAUUACAGUUCCUUUUAAAGCUUUAGGCAAGGCUAGGGAUCUUUAUGUUAGAAGUUUGACAAGAUGUGCUUCAAGAGUCAGCUAUGGACAAAGCUCGGACGAAUUCACAGGGCAAUACUCAGGCUUGCCAAGGAGCUUUAUUGCAAUCUCAGAAAAAUCAAAUUAUGACAAUGAAGAUCUUAGAGAGCUGAUUAGAGCUGCAUCUGUUAGGAGCUUGGGUCAUAGGAAUGAAAUAGAGAUGUUUUUGCAACAACAAUUGGGGCUGAAGAUGGGAUCAAAAGGGUUACCAAAGAGUUGCAGUGUGGGAAUGGGAAGAAUCGAUGAAGACAAGCCUUGUGAGUUUGAAGUAAAUGAUGCUGCUGUUGCUGUUGUUGAUAAGAAGCAAGAUUUUUUGUAUCCGAGAAGCAAAAGCUAUACUGUAACAAAAAGAAGUGUUUCUUUUGAUUCCUAUUGAUUCUGUAAUUGCAUAUAAAGGGAGGUAAAAGAACCUCUCUUUUUCCCUCUUCGUUGUUUCACUUCUUUUGAUUUUUUUUUUUUUUGAAGUGUUUUCAGAUAUGAUGGUAUAUAUUGUUAAUGGAAUUGUCUGC
Durio zibethinus is the source of this 847-nucleotide messenger RNA. RefSeq lists its product as uncharacterized. Lineage: Eukaryota; Viridiplantae; Streptophyta; Magnoliopsida; Malvales; Malvaceae. The record is from RefSeq and is a predicted model, not a curated record.